CUUCCUAUCUCAUUCUCUCAAACAACUACUCUUAUUUCUCUUCCUCAAUUUCCUAUUCACAUUAAGCUCUUCUUCUCUCUAACAACCCAAUAAAAGUAUAACCUAUGGCUAAAGGAGGCAAACUCACCAAGUUAAAGUCAGUCUUGAAGAAAAUGCAAUCUUUCAAGCCAGGCCGUAUUAACAGCAGCCUGGUAGUGGCCACCAACAAUUCUUCCUCUGAUGAAGAUUCAUAUUCCAUUAAAGACCAACACACUUUCUACGUUGGUAAGUCACGGCGCCUAUACCUCGUCACCUCUGACGUUGUCUGCCAUCCACUCUUCAGGGAACUUGUCGAAAGAUCAGGGGAUUCAGAAGACUCCGUCGUCACCAUCGCCUGUGAAGUUGUUCUUUUUGAACACUUACUUUGGAUGCUUGAAAAUGCUGAUCCCCAGCCAGAGUCGUUGGAUGAGCUUGUCGAGUUUUACUCUUGCUGAAUUAUUUUGGUAUUAAGGGAAUAUUGAUCUCGUAUAACUAUCAGUAACUAAAAACAGAAGAGAAAGAGAGAGAAGAGAGUACUCUUACAUGGUUGGAGUCAGCUACCAUGUGGUAUAUAGUAGUAGCAAAAAUUUUUCUAGACAGAGAAUUUUAUAAGUUAGAAAUUCAAAGGCGAACCCUGAAUUUAGAUUCAGUGGAUUCAAGUUGAACAUGAUCUUAUUUUAUAUUUAUACAUUUUAUUUUAUUGUUACAUCUGUACGAAUUAUGGGAUUAAUCUACUCUUUGAACUUGCCCUAAAUUCGUCUAUGAUAGGAAUUGAGAUGAUAGAUAUGACUUAUGAGGCAAAACCUGCAGUGGCAGUUCCUCUCCAAUAUAAUCUGUAAUGGCAUCGUAGUAAGAAUGUGAUAAGCUCAUUGUUACAAGGCUAAUUUCGCGAUUAAUGGAGAAUCCAAAUGGGUACUUAUAUUCAUU
This is a messenger RNA of Nicotiana attenuata, 945 nucleotides long. RefSeq lists its product as uncharacterized. NCBI's taxonomy places the organism in Eukaryota, Viridiplantae, Streptophyta, Magnoliopsida, Solanales, Solanaceae. Gene Ontology annotation, biological process: response to auxin. The coding region runs from base 105 to 473 and encodes 122 amino acids. The record is from RefSeq and is a predicted model, not a curated record. The transcript has a single exon.